ACGAUCCAUCCCCUUGUGUGGCAGCCCCGUCCCCUGCCCGCCUGCUGCCCCUGGCCGCGCUCGGCAGGAGGGCUCGUCUCUCCCGGUGUAGUGUAAGUGCAGCGCCGGGCGCGGCGGGGUUCCAGCCCCCCUCCCCCCCCCGGUAACCCAGACACGCGUGGCAGCUGCGGGCUACUGCUUGUGCAGCGCUGUUUGCAGCGCCACGGUAAUGAGCAGGCCCAAAUCUACAAACUGGCUGGCUACCAGAAGGACUGAUUUCUGAACUUUUUCUAAGUAUGGCUUGCAGAAGAAUAGGAGGCCAUGGACACACUUUCUCUCCAGCUUCCUCCAUUAACUGCGUAAAAGCCCUAGCAACUGGAAUUCGAACACAUAGUAUAUGCAUGGUAUCUGAUUUUUUUUAUCCAAAUAUGGGAGGAGUGGAAAGUCACAUCUACCAGCUGUCACAGUGCCUGAUUGAAAGAGGGCACAAAGUUAUAAUUGUCACCCAUGCUUAUGGAAACCGAAAAGGCAUUCGUUACCUCGCCAAUGGUCUGAAAGUUUAUUAUUUACCUUUGAAGGUCAUGUACAAUCAGUCUACAGCAACAACGCUCUUCCACAGUCUGCCUCUGCUCAGGUACAUAUUUGUGCGGGAGAGAGUCACCAUAGUCCAUUCCCAUAGUUCGUUUUCUUCCAUGGCUCAUGAUGCACUCUUCCAUGCCAAGACAAUGGGUCUACAGACAGUUUUUACAGACCAUUCUCUCUUUGGAUUUGCUGAUGUCAGUUCGGUGCUUACAAACAAACUUCUAACUGUGUCACUGUGUGAUACAAACCACAUCAUUUGUGUCUCGUACACUAGCAAGGAAAACACUGUACUAAGAGCCGCACUGAAUCCUGAGAUCGUAUCUGUCAUCCCUAAUGCUGUUGAUCCCACCGACUUCACUCCAGACCCAAGUAGGAGGGAUGAUAGUAUGAUAACAGUAGUUGUUGUCAGCAGGCUUGUUUACAGAAAAGGUAUAGAUUUGCUUAGUGGUAUAAUUCCUGAACUUUGUCAGAAAUAUCCAGAUUUACAUUUCUUAGUUGGAGGAGAAGGACCAAAGCGAAUAGUUUUGGAAGAGGUACGGGAAAGAUACCAACUACAUGACAGAGUGCGUCUUUUAGGGGCUUUGGAACACCAGGAUGUUAGAAACGUGUUGGUCCAGGGACACAUUUUUCUCAAUACUUCUCUCACUGAAGCCUUCUGUAUGGCAAUUGUGGAAGCAGCCAGUUGUGGUUUACAGGUUGUGAGUACAAGAGUUGGUGGAAUCCCUGAGGUGCUACCAGAAAAUCUUAUCAUUUUAUGUGAGCCCUCAGUGAAAUCUUUGUGUGAUGGUCUGGAAAAAGCUGUUGCCCAGAUCAGGUCAGGAACACUACCAACCCCAGAAACUAUCCAUAACAAAGUAAAGACAUUCUAUACAUGGAGGAAUGUUGCAGAGAGAACUGAAAAAGUGUAUGACAGAGUUGCAGAUGAAGUGGUAUUACCAAUGGACAAGCGGCUUGACAGACUGAUAUCUCACUGUGGCUCAGUGACUGGGUGUAUUUUUGCUCUUUUUGCUGUAUUAAGCUUCCUUUUCCUGGUAUUUCUGAGAUGGAUGACUCCAGAUUCCUUUAUUGAUGUUGCAGUAGAUGCCACAGGCCCUAGUGGAGCAUGGACUCAACAGUAUUUUUCUAGUAAAAAAGGAAGUGAGAAAGAAGAGAUUUCAAACUGUUAAAAAUGUUUUAAGUGAGGAGGAAGGGCAUUGCUGUCUAAAAGGUUUUAGUAUUUGCUGUUUUUAAACUCUUAUAAGCUUUCCUAAAUUGUUGGAAAGAAACUUGGUAAAAUGUGCUACCUCAAGUUAGGAUUGUGCCAAUUAGUUUUGGGGAAAGAUUUAAACAUAUGCAGUUUAUGGACAUAAUUCUUUUGCACUUAAAGUAGGGAGGAAAGUGGUAAUAUGCACAGCUCAGGUGUAAAACUACCUUCAGAGAGACAAGAAUACUAGAUUUCAUCUGCUAUUAGUGUAUUAUACAGAGAAUGUGCAUGGAUUUUUCAUGGCACCUGGGGUGCCAAAACACACAAUUAACUAGCUUUAGAUGGUUUUUGCCAACUCCUGAUAUUUGUAUUGAUGUAUUGGAGACCUGUGAAGAAUUGGCAAAAUAAAAAUACCUACGCAAAUCAAUCAAAAACUGAAAAGUGAUAUGUGAAAUCACUUCUGUAAAAACAAGCACAUUACCGUGUAGAUUUUCAACAUUUGAUGUAUUGCUAGCCAGCUCUUGUCCUACCCAACUGUGUCCCCUAGUCAGACACUUCUGGCUGCACAAAACUAAUUUUGAAAGGGUUCUUCAAUGUUCUGCCUAAAUGUGAUCAGUAUCUCUCUGAUCUAUCAAAACUCCAUUAUAGAAUUUUUUUUGAUAUUUUAGAAAAUGCUAAAUACUGCCUAUUUCACUCUUACAUGUAAAAGUAACAUUGUAUUUUGUUUGUUUUUAAAGUACUCAUAAAAGUGAGGGAAUUAUAUUAUUUUUUAGAAACCAGCAUAAUGCAAAGACACAAGCUUCCAAGAAUAGCUCAGGCCUGCCAACUUCUCCAGUAGACCGUGCCAAAGUGUAUGGUAACUUCUGUUUGUAUGAGAGAUGUAGAUAAACAUCCACUAAGGGCUAGACAAAAACUACUUUUUUUUUUUUUCAUUUAUGACAUCAGUUGCAUUUGAAUUCAUCUUCAGAAGAGAAAAUGUUAAAUGUUAUGACACCUAGACUGCACCAAAGAUAUUCUUAAAUGAAUCCAGCAAGUUAAAUCUCUUUCUGGAAAAAGUUAGUGGAUCUGGCCAAUAGAUUUGCAUACUCCCUGUGAGGUGAGAAAUGUGGUCCCUUUCAGUCAUUGGUUCGCUAGCCCUAAUCUAAGUAGUCUACACCUAUAUCAAUCAGAAAACAACUUUGAACACAUAAGAAGAGAAGAGAUGAUAUUUCACAUUCCUGUAAAGCAACUCUCAGGACAUUAUCUGUUGUAUACACUGGAUUAAUUUCUUGCUAUAGCAUUGUUUUAAACUGAAGAGGUUUAACGAACCUGUGCAUAAUGAAACUCUCCGUGAUAUAAUUGUAUUCUGGAUGUGCAAUAUGCAAAGCUAUGUUUUCAGAACUUUGCAGAAUAAUUUUGAACAUGCAACCAGUUUUGUACAAACAUCUUCUAAAAUUUAAGUUUAUUUUGCUGUGUUGGGGUGCAAAGUUGACAACUUUUUUUUAAAACUCAAUCUGUUUAACAGUAUUUUAAUGAAGCACUGAUGGGAUUAUGAGAGGCACACUGUUUACAAAGUCUAAGAUUUAGUUUCUUCUGUUAGGAAAAAAUGCUCAGCUCUAGAUAUUUAACAUACAGUAAACAUACAUUUGAACAUUUUUUAAAUGUUAAGAAAAAAGUAGAGAUUAAAUAUAGUACUACUACAGAGAUUGAUAAAGUGGGUAGAGUUGUAGGUAACACUUUACUAAGGAGAAUUUCAUAACUUUUAAAAUCUGGUGCACUAUUUAUUUUUUGUAAAAACAACUUCUAAAAAAUCACUGAUACCAUUUCAACUUAGUUUUGCAAUAAGUAUUUUUGAAAUGUUAUGUUGAUUUCAAUUUUCUUUUGGAACUUUUCUGUUUUGAUUGCCAAAAGCAUAUAGGAACUCAUGUAAAGCAUACAGAACUCAUAAAUUAUACAAAACUCAAAUGUGGAGUAGAAGGAGAAUUAUAUAUGAUAUUCUUUCUUGUGCCAGAGUAUUACACGCUUCUGACUAAUACAAUAAGUCCUUCUUAUAGUCUUGUAUAAUUUACAGGUUACCUAAGUCUUCUGUACCUUGCAAUAAAGCACUGAUAUUUUUAGUUAUAACGUGCAUACCCAGACACUAGCAACGUAUAUGGAAACUUACUGCACUGAUGCUGCUGCUCACUAUUCUAGCAUUGUAACUAGAAUGUUCUAUGGUAAAUGACGUAUAAAAGAAAAGGGUUUUGGCUUGUUGCAAAUGAAGGUUAAUCUGACUGACUUAACUACAAAUGUACUGUAUCUCAAACAGUGUAGUUUAUAAUAUCUGUAGUUCGCCUGAUCACUCUACCAAUUUCCUCUUUUCAAAUACCAGGUCUUUGACCUCGUCAGUGUAUCCAUGAAUAGUUCCACUGAACUCAGUAGGAUUACUCUCCUACAUAAAGUUACUCCAUAUACAUAAAUGUUUGCAGAUCUGGGGCCUAAAAUUGCAGUGUGCAAGUUAGAUGAGUAAAAGUGGGCAGGAUGGAGUCAUUGUCUGGCUAUACCAAAAGAAGGACAAGAGACACUUUGAUAUGGUUUUAAUUAGGCUGCAACUUUAUUAUUAGAUGUCCAGGACUACCCAGCAGAUAAGUCUACAGUGCAGAUAACCCCAUAUUCAUUCAGUAUCUACCUGGGGACUUCCUCUAGCUCCACUCUUUCCCCCCCCCCCAUCCAGGGCCCCCAGCCAACCCAUUGAUGGGACUUUACCAUCUCUCCCCCGCUUGAAUGAGGGUUAAGGUUAGCUAUAAGAAAGGGGUUGGCUCCCUGCCGUACCAGUCAUAGGAGCCCCUCUCAGAGAGAGAGAGACAGACAGACACCCCCACCCCCACCAGUUCCACUCCUUUAACCAACACCUCCUUUUUAAGUCCUUUACCAAGCUAUUUAUCUGGUCAUGGUACCUUCCCUAUGGAGUACCUGCACUAGACAAGUAUGCAAGUUAGAUGAGUAAAAGUGGGCAGGGUGGAGUCACUCCUUUCACAGUCAGUGAGUGAUUCAGAAGACAGCAGUGAGCAACAAUGGGAAAAGGAGAGGAGGAAGAGAGCGUCCGAAGACAUGAGCUGUAGCCCACGAAAGCUCAUGCUGAAAUAAAUUUGUUAGUCUCUAAGGUGCCACAAGUACUCCUGUUCUUUUUGCAGAUACAGACUAAUACGGCUGCUACUCUGAAACAUAGAAUAGAAUAUUUGUGGGACUGACAGAGGCAUGGAAUACUUGAGGAACAAAGUACAGAAAGCCCUGCAGAGUUCAUGGGUAAAUGCUAGUAUAAUAGUAAACAAAUAAUACUUUUUUAAAAAUCUGAAGAUACAAUUGUGAAAUGUAUUUUCCACUUUUACAAAUAAUAUCCAUUAAGUGUUACCAAACAGUGAAUCAAACCAACUGAAGAAAUAAUGUGUCUUAAAUGGAGCAAAGUCUGAAAGAGACCUUUUGAAUAAAGGAUUACAGAAGACAUUUCCCUCUUCUUGAUGGAGCGGGUCAUCUUGAAAACUUGAGUGGUUUGACCUACUUCCUUAUUUCAAAGAUGAUGGAAAUCUUAAACUGAUUUGCAUUCCAUAGCAUGUGAGACCUUGCCUCUUGUGCCUAGACACUCUGUACAGACACUGUGAACAUACAUAACAGCAUGUUGAUAAUGUAAAAUAACCUGUUAAAAUCAGAACAAGUAUCAAGUGAAGUAUGAAUGCCUCCUUACUGUAUGAUAUUCAAAUGCUUUUUUAAGGGUCUAGAUAGAUCUAUAAAGGUAUAUCAAAUUGUAAUGUUUAAUCAUUUUUGUGGUCAAGGCUUUCUGUAUAAAUAUUUUAUAAUAUAAAUUUA
Messenger RNA from Mauremys mutica (yellowpond turtle), 5566 nucleotides. RefSeq names its product phosphatidylinositol glycan anchor biosynthesis class A (gene PIGA). Gene Ontology annotation, biological process: GPI anchor biosynthetic process. The coding region runs from base 276 to 1727 and encodes 483 amino acids. Gene Ontology annotation, cellular component: glycosylphosphatidylinositol-N-acetylglucosaminyltransferase (GPI-GnT) complex. The record is from RefSeq and is a predicted model, not a curated record. Gene Ontology annotation, molecular function: phosphatidylinositol N-acetylglucosaminyltransferase activity. The transcript has 6 exons. Lineage: Eukaryota; Metazoa; Chordata; Testudines; Geoemydidae.